Molecule: messenger RNA, 2777 nt
Organism: Penaeus vannamei (Pacific white shrimp)
Lineage: Eukaryota; Metazoa; Arthropoda; Malacostraca; Decapoda; Penaeidae
Source: RefSeq, a predicted model, not a curated record
AUGUUCGCUGAAUGCCCUGCGCUGGCUGGACCAGGUUGCACUUUUGCUGACGGGUUAUAUGCCGACGGAUCCUUCCUCGAGUCGCAGUGCCUUCGGCUGCUCUGCGACUCUGACCACUGGGUUGUGACGGGCGGCGUCAGCUCGAGCUGUGGGCAAUGCAGCCUGUUCCUCGAUCCUCAUCUAACAACUUCUGACAGUUACACUACCAGUCUUCUGCAGGAUCCUUGCCAAUACUCCCUCAUUCAGACCGGACUUUCCUCUACUCCUGAUGUCAGCAUCGUUAGCCAAUUCAAGGACGACUGCAAAGGCUUAGGAUCCUGCGUGGAUAAAUCUGUCUUCAAGGACAGUCCUUCCGCCUCUAUCGAAAUUGGCAAAGAUGGAUUAGACGCAGCGAAUAUAUUCACGGUAUACGUGGGCGGCACCGCCUACACGAUCCCCGACGGAGACCCGGCCUAUGUCCCGGGAACCUCCGUGCUGGCGUGGAGAGCCACCGAUUCCUGCAUUCAGCUUGUGGGCUCCAGUGGGCUGUCGAUGGAACAGUGCGAAUUCCACCAGUUCAUGUGGUCCCAUCCGGACAGCGCCCCUUACUAUGGUGUCUGCGGCCUAUACACCGGCGACGGCGAUAUGAGCGACGACCUGACUUUACGAGAUAACAGUACAGUUACCUUGAGCGAAUACCUAGUUCCUUCAUUCGUCUUCUCGUGGUUGACCGAUGAUCAGGUGAAUCCUAAAUGUGCAGGUUCCCAGACGACUACAAGGAGGGUACCAAGUUUAUGUCAGCAAAACAACGAAAAACAGGAGGAACAUCGAGCGAAUUGCACCGCAGUAAUUGGUUCAGUUGAAGUCUACGAUACGUUCAUAUCAGACGCGUCUCUCGAAAUUGUGUUAGAUGCGUGUGUCUUCGACUUGUGUUUGAUCAGCCAGGUAACAGAGGGUGAUCAAGACAGUAUGUCUGAAUGGUUGUACGGGCCGGUUGUGGAUUAUACAGAAAGAGUAAUUUAUCUGGAAUUGGCCUCAGGUGGAUGUCAGUUUGGUGGGCAGAACUACUCAGAGGGAGAAAGAAGGGAAGACUCUUGCGACAUCUAUGUCUGCCAGCAUGGGCAAUGGACUCUGAUGGACGGAAAAAAAGUUCCUUCAUGCUGCUCAUCCGGGGACGAGUAUUUUGAGAACGGGGCUGAGGAUUCCGUGGAUUGCGAAAUUAAGAUUUGCAGCUGCGGCGUCUGGGAGGACAAGGGGGAGGUGGACCCGACCUGCUGUGAGUAUGAUGGCGAGAAAUACGAGGAUGGCGAUGAAGUGACCUUCGACUGUGCGGUGCAACGAUGCAGCGGUGGAGGAUGGGUCUUUGUGUCCGAUGACCCAGCCUGCUGUGAGUAUGAUGGCGAGAAAUACGAGGAUGGCGAUGAAGUGACCUUCGACUGUGCGGUGCAACGAUGCAGCGGUGGAGGAUGGGUCUUUGUGUCCGAUGACCCAACCUGCUGUGAGUAUAAUGGCGAGAAAUACGAGGAUGGCGAGGAAGUGACCUUUGACUGUGAGGUGCAACGAUGCAGCGGUGGAGGAUGGGUCUUUGUGUCCGAUGACCCAACCUGCUGUGAGUAUGAUGGCGAGAAAUACGAGGAUGGCGAUGAAGUGACCUUCGACUGUGAGGUGCAACGAUGCAGCGGUGGAGGAUGGGUCUUUGUGUCCGAUGACCCAACCUGCUGUGAGUAUGAUGGCGAGAAAUACGAGGAUGGCGAGGAAGUGACCUUCGACUGUGAGGUGCAACGAUGCAGCGGUGGAGGAUGGGUCUUUGUGUCCAAUGACCCAGCCUGUUGUGUCCAUAACGGCCAAUCUUAUGUGCAGGGCCAAACCGUAGCCUUCGAUUGUGACAUUAUUCGUUGUAAUCUUGGGGACUGGGCCGUUGAUUCGCCCGAUCCAAACUGUUGUAGAGAGGGAGACCAAGAGUAUGCGGAAGGGGAAACGAGGACAAUGGACUGCAAAAUUGAACAGUGCAUCAGAGGAACAUUUAUCGACACUGGAGACCGUGACCCGAACUGCUGCGAACAUUACGGAUCACUGUUUCCGGAUGGUGCGAUUACAACCAUCGACUGUCACAUUUACAGCUGCGAUAAAGGGGAAUGGACAGAUACAUUUGUCAUGGAUCCAACAUGCUGUGAAAUUGGCGGAAGGUUGUUCGAAGAAGGCACGCACGCGGUAGUUGAAUGUUACAUCUUUGAGUGCAUGAACGGUAGAUGGAAUGACACACUCACCAUGGAUCCUAAUUGCGGCCAUCCAGCACCAAGUGAACAUACAGAACACAGGGAAGGAUAUUCAGGAUGCGAUGAGACUGAAGCUUGCUAUGGCGUAGGAGGCGGCAUUAUCAUCCAGAUAGACCAACAAGUCAACAGGCCUUGAGUCACUAGUUAAAAAUUAAUAUGUUGAUUUGCUGUUACUAGUCACUCUGCAACCAUGUAUUCAAAUAAACUGAUUAAUAAAUAAGUAAAUGAAUAGACAAGGAAAUGAAUAAACAAAUAAACAACAUGCAAAGCUAUCGGUCCUGCUGAAGCACAGUGUGAAUCAUGCGUUUUAUUGUUUUUUCUUUCCUUAUUAACUUUGAACUUUGAAUCUUAUUUUUUUUGGGUAAGAGUAAACAAAAAAGUGUAAAAUUAAAAAUGGAAACACAGAUUUGGUAAGCUAUUAGUACGUUUAAAAUAAUAGCAUAUUUGGGUAAAAUUCAUCUCUGAAAAAUAAGUGUUUCUUUUUUCGAUGCUUGAAAGUCAAUAAAAAAUAGGCAAAUCUGA